Molecule: messenger RNA, 1449 nt
Organism: Paramecium tetraurelia
Lineage: Eukaryota; Ciliophora; Oligohymenophorea; Peniculida; Parameciidae
Exons: 2
Biological process (GO): protein deubiquitination
Molecular function (GO): cysteine-type deubiquitinase activity
Source: RefSeq, a predicted model, not a curated record
AUGGGUAGUGGGUAGAAUCGAUAAUUAAAUGUGCCAGUUGUCUAUCUUGAAAAUCAUAAAAAUGUUGGCAGUUAUAGAUUCUUAUAGAAUUAGAGACAAAACAUUCCAAAAGCAUAUUUAAAAAUAGAACCAAAUUAUUCAAAGAUUGAACGAUUAGAAACAAUCAAUAGUGCUGUUGUGCAUGGAGUUGUAGGACUCAAAAAUCUGGGGAAUACAUGCUACUUUAAUACUGCCAUUCAUUGUAUCAGUCAUACUCAACCUCUUGUGGACUAUUUCUUGUCUAAAGCCUAUAAAGUUAAUUCUUCUUGUCCAACAUCUGGAAAUAUAACGAAAGCCUUUGUAUCUCUAAUGGAACAAAUAUGGGAUGAUGAAAAUUGUUUUGCAGAAUCCAAGGAUUUUAAAUAACUUGUUUAAGGUUAAAAACUUAAGCCAUAUAAUAAAUGCAUCAACCCAAUCAAGCUUUUAAAUCUCUUGCAAAAGUAUAGCAAACGAUUUGCAUUAGGAGAUUAGGAAGAUUGCUAAGAAUUAUUGUCUUAUCUUCUUGACUUGCUACAUUAAGAAUUAAAUAGAUCGUAGCCUAACUCUAAAAGCAUAACAAAAGAUUACACAGGUGAGUAUGUUGACCCCAAGUGGGCAGCAGAUAGCUGGGGUGAGCAUUUGAAGAUCAAUAGAAGCAUCAUUGUGGAUUUGUUCUAAGGACAAUUAAAAUCUACAUGUUAAUGCCAAGAAUGUGGAUUCUAAAGUCAUAAAUUUGAACCCUUCCUCUUCCUCAAUCUUCCAAUACCUAAAUAAAAAGUGUCAAUCUACAAAUGUCUAGACUUAUUCCAAGAACCAGAACUCUUAUCAGGUUCCUGCCAAUGGAAAUGUCCCAAUUGCAAAAUCAACAGGGACUUCAAAAAGCAGAUUCAACUCUGGAAAUUACCUAAUCAACUCAUUAUUCAUCUAAAAAGAUUUGAAUUUCAUCAUAGAAAACAGGUCAAACUAAAUACAGUCGUUGAAUUUCCAUUGGAAUUGGAUAUGGCUUAAUACUGUGUUGAUUAGGCCAUUUCAUGUUAUUAACUCUAUGCAGUGGCACAACAUGAUGGAUCCUCUUAUGGUGGCCAUUAUGUUGCUCUAUGUAAAGCUUAGAAUAAUAAUUGGUACAUGUACAAUGAUGAUCAAGUGUUUCGAAUUUAAGAUGUUAAAAAAAUGGUAUAAAAUGAGUAUGCUUACAUGCUCUUUUAUUAAAGAUAUGAUAAUAUCUACAGAUAAACAUUAAAUAAACCAGAAGCAUGGCCUCAUUUCAGGUUACCAAAAAUAUCACAAACUACUCACUUGAUGGUUUAAACUGAUAGGAAAUCUUAAGAUUCCAGUCCGAACUAACUAGAAUCAACACCUUUAGAUAACUAAACUGGAGUUAUAAGUUAAUAAAGAUCAUAAUAAGAUAUAAAAUUCAACUCUAUUGCAUGA